AACUCUGCUGGAAAAUCAACAAAGACUUCUGGGCAAGCAACCACUUCCAUACUUUUUUUUUACCAUUUGUUAAACAACCAAUACUGAAAGAUGGAGUUUUAUUUCCAGAUUGUACUACUUGCAUUUCUUUGUUUUGAAAAUGGAAUAUUCACCACCACUUCCAGAAGUGAUCAAGUUUUAUCCAUCAUUCCAGAAACAGAAGCUGAUGUUGAAAUUGUCAAGAACCUAGCCAGAGAAAACCAGACAGCACUUUGGCAUCCAGAUUCAUUUCACCAUAUUAAGCCACAUACAGAUGUCCACAUGUAUUUUAAUAUUUCAAGUGUGGAAAGUGUAAAAGCGCUUCUAUCAACAAAUGGAAUUAAGCACAGUGUUCUGGUAGAAGAUGUCCAAGAGCUCAUAGAGGUUCAAACUAAGAAUAUAUCCACUGACCCACGGUCUUCAACUGGAUCCUUUUAUGAACAGUACCAUCCGCUGGAAGAAAUAUAUUCCUGGAUUAACAGAACAACCCAAUGGCGUCCUGACUUGGUGCAAACCAUUCUGAUUGGAUCAACAUUUGAGAAGCAUCCACUUUAUGUCCUAAAGUUGUCUGGAAAAGGAACAGGCCCCAAAAAAGCAAUGUGGAUGGACUGUGGGAUCCAUGCAAGGGAAUGGAUCUCCCCUGCAUUCUGUAUCUGGUUUAUUCAGUAUCAUCUUCAGUUUUAUGAACUAAAUCCAAGCGUUGCCAACACUUUGGACAAUAUGGAUAUCUAUGUUCUCCCCGUAAUGAAUCCAGAUGGAUAUUCGUUCACCUGGAAUGAGGAUCGAAUGUGGAGGAAAAAUCGUGCAAAAUAUGAUGGAACAUUCUGCAUUGGGACAGACCUGAACAGGAAUUUUGAUGCAAACUGGUGCACUGAAGGUGCAUCAGCUAACCCUUGUGAUUCCACCCACUGUGGCCCAUUUCCUGAAUCUGAGCUAGAGACAAAAGCAGUGGCUCAGUUCCUUCGGAGGAAUAAACACACUAUAAAACUGUACAUCUCGAUCCACUCCUAUUCCCAGAUGUUGCUUUUCCCCUAUUCCUAUACCAUGAACAAGGCUGAAAACCACGAAAAACUUAAUUAUGUUGCAUACUUGGCAACUACACAGAUGAGAAGACAUCACAAGACUAAUUUCGUCUAUGGUCCAGGGGCAAAGACAAUAUAUCUGGCACCAGGUGGCUCUGAUGACUGGGCUUAUGAUUUGGGAAUUCCAUACUCAUAUACAUUUGAACUACGUGAUAAAGGAAGAUAUGGAUUUUUGCUUCCACCCAGCAUGAUUAAACCAGCUUGCCUGGAGGUGCUCACUGCAAUACAGACUAUCACAAGUUAUGUGAUUGAUAAUGCUAAAUGAAAUGGUCAAAAAAGUUCAAUUGCUGAAAAAUAUCUCUUGUACUGCAAAAUGAUUUGUUCUGUCUUAUUUUAUUUAGUCUUUAACCUAAUGUGAUGCAAGAUGCAUUCUCUGAGCUUAAAUAUUCUUUCUAUUCAACAUUAUAUAGCAAACUUUCAACUAAUAAAUACAGUCCUAUUGGCAUUUUACUGCAGAGAAACUGUCUUUUGAUACUGUUCUGUAUUGCAUACAGUUUGUGAUCAUUUUAAGAAACCUUACUUUGUUUUUUUUUCUAAA
This is a messenger RNA of Erpetoichthys calabaricus (reedfish), 1638 nucleotides long. It is a transcript of the gene cpb2, whose product is annotated as carboxypeptidase B2 (plasma). The record is from RefSeq and is a predicted model, not a curated record. The transcript has 11 exons. Bases 91 to 1365 code for a protein of 424 amino acids. Lineage: Eukaryota; Metazoa; Chordata; Cladistia; Polypteriformes; Polypteridae. Gene Ontology annotation, molecular function: zinc ion binding; metallocarboxypeptidase activity. Gene Ontology annotation, biological process: proteolysis; fibrinolysis.